This is a messenger RNA of Haemonchus placei, 378 nucleotides long. NCBI's taxonomy places the organism in Eukaryota, Metazoa, Nematoda, Chromadorea, Rhabditida, Trichostrongylidae. The record is from the annotation of a GenBank genome assembly.
AUGUACCUCACAAUUAAAACCUCUUCAGAAGAUCGAGCUCUGGUGGCGGAGUUGCGCGAGACUGUAGGAAAAGCAGUAGGUGAAAUUGUACGUAAGAAGGAACCACGACCACAAGCAACCAUUCAACUGCACGAAGGGUCAACAGCAGAAGAUGUCUUACUUUGGCUUCAAGAAAAAGGCUUCAGUCUGAGAGUAAUUGAGCUACUUGACGGACAAGACGGAGCGAAUUUGUUUGCUCUGAACAAAGCAACCCUAAUGCAGGCGUGCGGUAAGGAAGAAGGCAGUCGUCUCUACAGUCAGCUACUUGUUCAGAAAAACCAAAGCAACGUGAGCCUAGUUAUUCUUUAUCAGAUCUGCACCGUAGAUGAACAUAACUAA